AUGUUCGGGUUCUACGAGCAGAAAUUUGACCUGUCGGUUGCGCAAGUUUCAGUAGCCAUAAUGGACCUGACCAAUAAUUGGACGGAUAACGACAUCGAGCGUCGUGAAAGAGCGAAGGGACAUCACGGCGGCGAGGAGCGCGUGAAAAAUCAGAGAAAUUAUUAG
Acaulospora colombiana is the source of this 165-nucleotide messenger RNA. The record is from the annotation of a GenBank genome assembly. Lineage: Eukaryota; Fungi; Glomeromycota; Glomeromycetes; Diversisporales; Acaulosporaceae.